This is a messenger RNA of Thyridium curvatum, 696 nucleotides long. RefSeq lists its product as uncharacterized. Bases 1 to 696 code for a protein of 231 amino acids. The record is from RefSeq and is a predicted model, not a curated record. Lineage: Eukaryota; Fungi; Ascomycota; Sordariomycetes; Thyridiales; Thyridiaceae. The transcript is spliced from 3 exons.
AUGAAAGCCGUCGCAGCCGUCCUCCUCCUCGCCUCGGGCGUCGCCCAGGCCCACUACAUCCUGCAGAGCCUCGUCGUCGGCGGGAGGCCGACCGCGGACUGGCAGUACGUGCGCAAGACGGCCAACUUCCAGUCCAACGGCCCCGUCACCGACGUCGGCUCCCGGGCCAUGACCUGCUACCAGCUGAGCCCGGGCAGCGAGGGCGCCCAGACCAUCAACGUGACCGCCGGCGAGACCGUCGGCUACACGGCCAAGUCGUCCAUCACCCACCCGGGCCCCAUGUCCUUCUGGAUGGCCAAGGCGCCCGCGGGCCAGAGGGCGGCCGACAUGACGGGCGAGGGCGCCGUCUGGUUCAAGAUCUACCAGGACAAGCCCACCGUCGCCGGCAACGGGCUGGUCUGGCCCGCGCAAGGCAAAUCCGUCAUCAACGUCCAGAUCCCCAAGUGCAUCCCCAGCGGCGACUACCUGCUGCGCGCCGAGCACAUCGGGCUGCACAGCGCCAGCAGCGUCGGCGGCGCUCAGCUGUACAUCUCGUGCGCGCAGCUCUCCGUGUCCGGCGGGUCCGGCUCCGUCCCGAGCCAGCUCUACUCCAUCCCCGGCGCGUACAAGGCCACCGACCCCGGCCUCGUGGUCAAUAUCUACUACCCCGUGCCCACCAACUACCGCGCCCCCGGGCCCGCGCCGCUCACCUGUUAA